This is a messenger RNA of Impatiens glandulifera, 952 nucleotides long. RefSeq names its product RING-H2 finger protein ATL8-like. NCBI's taxonomy places the organism in Eukaryota, Viridiplantae, Streptophyta, Magnoliopsida, Ericales, Balsaminaceae. Bases 46 to 609 code for a protein of 187 amino acids. The record is from RefSeq and is a predicted model, not a curated record. The transcript has a single exon.
CACAAACCCAAUUCAUUUCUCCCUCCUUCAUUCAUUCAUUCCACAAUGACUCGUUUCUCUAGAUUUCUUUCCUCUAAUUUCGUCCCCGCCGCCGACCCACCUGAACCCUUACCAGUAGAAUCCGACUUCGUCGUCAUCCUCGCCGCCUUACUCUGCGCUCUUAUCUGCGUCGUCGGCCUCAUCGCCGUAGCCAGAUGCGCCUGGUUCCGCCGCACCACCGCCGCCGAAGGAACCAGCCGAGCACGCGGUCCAACUGCCGCAUCCAAUAAAGGACUCAAGAAAAAGAUCCUUCAUUCACUUCCCAAAUAUACUUACAAUCCCACCUCGACCACCACCAUCACCACCACCACAGAGUGCGCGAUCUGUCUGGCCGAAUACGAAAACGGCGACGAGAUCCGGUUACUUCCGCAGUGUGGUCAUCGAUUUCACUUGUCGUGUAUUGAUACAUGGCUCGGAUCUCACUCUUCCUGUCCUUCUUGCCGGCAAAUCCUUGUUUCUACCAGGUGUCAGAAGUGCGGCGAGUAUCCGGCUGUUACUUGCGCCGCCGCCGGCGUAGGUGAAGGGGAUAGGAAGGGCGAAGUUGUGAUCAGUUGUGGUUCGAGUACUUAGAACAUUGCCGGAAAAUUCUGGCUGAAGGGGAAAUGUAAUCGGAGAAUUUGGAAGGUAUAUAACAUUUAGCAAGAAAUUGAUGAGGUUGAGGAGAGGAUGAUGAUGAUGAUAUCGCCAUUGAUUUGCUGGGGAUCUGAUAGUUUUCUUAGAUAUUUAGUUAUAACUAAUUAGUAGAAGAACUUCCAUUAUUGGCUGCAAUGCAAUGAAUGAUGAUGAUCAAACUUCAAUCUUUGGACUAUACAUUUGAUUCCUUUCUUAUAUUCUCUUUGCUUGUUGUUUUCUGGAAAUGUUAUUAAUUAAUCUAAUGUCUAUAUUUAUAUAAUAUAGUUUAUUUAAUAUGUAA